AAGGAAGUCUGAGCUGGGAUCACUCUGCCUUCUCGCCCAUUUUGCCGUCCCUGCUGCGGAAACUGAUCUAGCUUCUUUGGGCGCUUCGGUCUGUCCCCGUUUUUCCCUGCGUGCUCCUCUGGUCUCUUGCUUUUCCCCCUUCUAGCUCAGGUUGCUUCCCUAAAUUCCCAAAUGAGUUUUGGUCUCUCCCCUUUCCCCCGGGAGCGCAAGGAUCUUCUCUGUUUUUCCCUUGGAGCUGAGAUCUCUCGGCAGUCCUGCACCCAGGCCUGUGCUUGCAGCUCCCAGGGAGCCUGGAGCCAGAGGGAAUGGGCCCUGAGAGCCUCGGACCUCGGCAGGAGGUUGUGACAUUCAAGGACCUGGCUGUGAACUUUACCCAGGAGGAGUGGGGGCUCUUGGACCCCUCUCAGAAGGAGCUGUACAAGGAGGUCAUGGUGGAGAACGCCCGGAACCUGCUCUCCUUAGGGCUUCCAGUUCCCCGAGAAGAGGCGAUCUCUUAUUUUGAGCAAAGGGAAGCACUGUGGAUGCUGGACCAAGAAGGUCCGAGGAAAUAUUCUCCAGGAGAGAUCAGACUUGAAAUGAAAGAAACUCCUGCAGAACUAAGCCAUUCUGUGGUAGAAACUCCCAAGCAGUGGCUCAUGGGUGAUGGAUCCUGUGACUUUACUUGGACAAAAAGCUGUGCAGCACAUGAGAGAAUCCAGCUUAGAGAGAGACAUUGUGAAUAUAUCGAAUGUGGAAAAGAUUUUAUAAAAAAGGAAAAUCUUAUUGUACAAUCGAGAAUCCACACGGGACAAACACCUUAUAAAUGUAACCAGGGUGGAAAGUCUUUUAGAGAAAAGGUAGUUCUUACUAGACAUCAGAGAAUUCACAUUGGAGAGAAACCUUAUAAAUGUAACCAAUGUGGAAAGUCAUAUGGAAAGAAGGGAGAUCUUACUAGACAUCAGAUAAUUCACACUGGAGAGAAGCCUUAUGAAUGUAACCAGUGUGGAAAGGCGUUUAUAAAAAAAGAAUCUCUUACUAUACAUCAGAGAAUCCACACUGGAGAGAAACCUUAUGAAUGUAACCAAUGUGAAAAGUAUUUUAGAAGCAAGGGAGUUCUUACUGUACAUCAGAGAAUCCACAUUGGAGAGAAACCUUAUGAAUGUAACCAAUGUGAAAAGGAUUUUAGAAGCAAGGGAGCUCUUACUGUACAUCAGAAAAUCCACACUGCAGAGAAGCCUUAUGAAUGUUACCAGUGUGGAAAAGGUUUUAGAAAAAAGGAAUCUCUUUUUUUACAUCAGAGAAUCCACACUGAAAAGAAGCCUUAUGAAUGUAACCAGUGUGGAAAAUCAUUUGGAAGCAAGGGAGAUCUUACUAGACAUCACAUAAUGCACACUGGAGAGAAGCCUUAUGAAUGUAACCAGUGUGGAAAGGUGUUUAUAAAAAAAGAAUCUCUUACUGUACAUCAGAGAAUCCAUACUGGAGAGAAACCUUAUGAAUGUAACCAAUGUGAAAAGGAUUUUAGAAGUAAGGGAGCUCUUACUGUACAUCAGAGAAUCCACACUGGAGAAAAACCUUAUAAAUGUAAUCACUGUGGAAAUGCUUUUAGAAGCAAGGGAGGUUUUAAUGCACAUCAGAGAAUCCACACUGGAGAGAAACCUUAUGAAUGUAACUACUGCGGAAAGGCUUUUAGAAUCAAGGGAGGUUUUAAUGCACAUCAGAGAAUACACACUGGAGAGAAACCUUAUGAAUGUAAUCAAUGUGGAAAGUCAUUUGGAAGCAAAGGAGAACUUACUAGACAUCAGAUAAUACACACUGGAGAGAAACCUUAUGAAUGUAACCACUGUGGAAAGGCUUUUAGAGAAAAGGGAGCUCUUACUGUACAUCAGAGAAUCCACACUGGAGAGAAACCUUAUAAAUGUAACCAAUGUGGAAAGGCUUUUAGAGAAAAGGUAGUUCUUACUAGACAUCAGAGAAUCCACACUGGAGAGAAACCUUAUAAAUGUAACCAAUGUGGAAAGUCAUUUGGAAGGAAGGGAGAUCUUACUAGACAUCAGAAAAUGCACACUGGAGAGAAGCCUUAUGAAUGUAACCAGUGUGGAAAAGGUUUUAGAAAAAAGGAAUCUCUUUUUUUACAUCAUAGAAUUCACACUGGAGAGAAGCCUUAUGAAUGUAGCCAGUGUGGAAAAUCAUUUGCAAGCAAGGGAGAUCUUACUAGACAUCAGAUAAUGCACACUGGAGAGAAGCCUUAUGAAUGUAACCAGUGUGGAAAGGCUUUUAGAAGGAAGGGAAAUCGUACUGCACAUCAGCAAAUACACAAUGGAGAAAAACCUUUUGAAUGUAACCAAUGUGGAAAGCGUUUUAGAAGAAAGGGAGGUCUUACCGAACAUCAGAUGGUGCACACUGGAGAGAAGCCUUAUGAAUGUAACCAGUGUGGAAAGGUUUUUAGAAGGAAGGGAAAUCUUAUUGUACAUCAGCAAACACACACUGGAGAGAAAUCUUAUCAAUGUAACCAGUGUGGAAAAGGUUUUAUAAAAAAGGGAGCUCUUGUUUUACAUCAGAGAAUCCACACUGGAGAGAAGCCUUAUGAAUGUAACCAGUGUGGGAAAUGUUUUAUAAUAAAGGGAACUUUUAUUUUACAUCAGACAAUACACACUGGAGAGAAAUCUUAUGAAUGUAACCAAUGUGGAAAGUCAUUUGGAAGCAAGGGAGAUCUUACUGUACAUCAGAGAAUCCACACUGGAGAGAAACCUUAUGAAUGUAACCAAUGUGGAAAGGCUUUUAGAAGCAAGGGAGGUUUUAUUGGACAUCAGAGAAUCCACACUGGAGAGAAGCCUUAUGAAUGUAACCAAUGUGGAAAGACUUUUAAAUAUAAGGUAUCUCUUACUGUACAUCAGGUAAUCCACACUGGAGAGAAACCUUAUGAAUGUAAUCAGUGUGGAAAAGCUUUUAGAGAUAAGGGCAAACUUAUUGUACAUCAGAGAAUCCACACUGGAGAAAAACCUUAUGAAUGUAAUCAAUGUGGGAAGGCUUUUAGAGAAAAAGGAGUUCUUACUGUACAUCAGAGAAUCCACACUGGAGAGAAACCUUAUGAAUGUAACCAGUGUGGAAAAGGUUUUAGAAAAAAGGAAUCUCUUGUUUUACAUCAGAGAAUCCACACUGGAGAGAAGCCUUAUGAAUGUAACCAGUGUGGAAAAAGUUUUAUAAAAAAGGGAGCUCUUAUUUUACAUCAGAGAAUCCACACUGGAGAAAAACCUUAUGAAUGUAACCACUGUGGAAAGGCUUUUAGAAGGAAGGGAAAUCUUACUGUACAUCAGCAAACACACACUGAAAAAAAAUCUUAUGCAUGUAACCACUGUGGAAAGGUUUUUAGAAGGAAGGGAGCUCUUACUGGACAUCAAAUGAUACAUACUGGAGAGAAGCCUUAGGAAAGUAACCAAUAUUGAAAAGGUUUUAGCAAAAAGGAAUCUCUUAUUUUAUAUCAGAGGAUUCACACUGGAGUGAAGCCUUAUGAGGGUUACCAGUGUGGAAAGGCUUUUAGACAUAAAUCUAGUCUUACUGACCAUGCGCCUACCCACACUUGAGAUAAAUUUUAUAACUCUAAUCAAUGUUGGAAAGCUUUUACAAAUAGAGGAUUUCUUUCUAAAUAUCAAAAAAGCCAAACUGGACAGAAACCUGAAUGUAACCAAUGUGGGAAGGUUUUGGGGGGAAACCUGGGAUGCUAAUGUAUUGUUGGUGGACUUGUGAACGGAUCCAAUCAUUCUGUUCAGCAAUAUGUAACUAUGCCCAAAGGGCAAUCAAAAAAUGCAUAUCCUUUGAUCAAGCAUUGUUUCUACUGGGCUUAUUUGCCAAAGAGAUCCUAAAAGAGAGAAAAGGACCCACAUGUGCAGAAAUGUUUCUGCAGCCCUAUUUGUAGUGGCAAGAAACUGGAAACUGAGUGGAUGCCCAUUAAUUGAAGAAUGGCUGAAUAAAUCAUAGCACAUGAAUGUUAUGGAAUAUUAUUGUUCCAUAAGCAAUGAUCAGCAGGAUGAUACCAGAAAGGACUGGGGAGACCUACAUGAACUGAUGCAAAGUGAAGUGAGCAGAAUGGCAACAGCAAGACUAUACAAUGAUCAAUUCUGGGGUACAUGGAUCUUUUCAACAAUGACAUGAUUCAGAACAGUUCCUAGGAUCUUGUAAUGAAGAAAGCCAUCUACACUGAGAGAAGACUGUGGGAACUGAGUGUGGAUCACAACGUAGCAUUUGCACUCUUUGUGUUGUUUGCUUGCAUUUUGUUUUCUUUCUCAUUUCUUCCCCUUUUGAUCUUAUUUUUCUUAUACAACAGAAUAAUUGCAUAUACAUAUGUGCAUAUAUUGUAUUUAAGAUAUAUUAUUACCAUGUUUAAUAUAUAUUGGAUUAUUUACCAUAUAGUUGAGGGGGUGUGAAGAAGGGGCGGGCUGAUAUUGAUAACAUAAGUUUUUGCAAGUGUCAGUAUUGAAAAAUCCAUGCAUAUGUCUUGAAAAUCAAAAGCUAUAAACAUUAUAUAUAUAUAUAUAUAUUUAAAGUGUGUUCCUACUGGAUACCAGAUAAUUCACACUGGGAAAAAACCUUAUGAAUGUAAUCAUUGGGGAAUUGCUUUUUGAAAUGGGGAAUCAUUUACUCUACAUCAGAGAAUCCACACUGGAGAGACACUUUAUGAAUCAACUAUGAUGCAAUUAACUAUUCUCCACAAUACAAUGAUCCAAGACAAUUCCAAAAGACUCAAAAUGGAAAAUGUUGUCCACAUACAGAGCGAAUUACAGUCUAAAGAGGAAUUAAAGCAGAGUAUUUUAACUUUUUUUUCCCCCAUCAUGUCUUUUCUUUUGGGUUCUGAUUCUUCUUUUUCAACACAACUAAUGUGGAAAAUGUUUAUCAUGAUCGUACCUGUAUAAUCA
Antechinus flavipes (yellow-footed antechinus) is the source of this 4889-nucleotide messenger RNA. RefSeq names its product zinc finger protein 850-like. The record is from RefSeq and is a predicted model, not a curated record. Bases 306 to 3404 code for a protein of 1032 amino acids. NCBI's taxonomy places the organism in Eukaryota, Metazoa, Chordata, Mammalia, Dasyuromorphia, Dasyuridae. The transcript is spliced from 5 exons. Gene Ontology annotation, biological process: regulation of transcription by RNA polymerase II. Gene Ontology annotation, molecular function: RNA polymerase II cis-regulatory region sequence-specific DNA binding; DNA-binding transcription factor activity, RNA polymerase II-specific.